Molecule: messenger RNA, 4405 nt
Organism: Hydractinia symbiolongicarpus
Lineage: Eukaryota; Metazoa; Cnidaria; Hydrozoa; Anthoathecata; Hydractiniidae
Product: serine/threonine-protein kinase 36-like
Exons: 20
Coding region: 528-4229 (1233 amino acids)
Biological process (GO): protein phosphorylation
Cellular component (GO): cytoplasm
Molecular function (GO): ATP binding; protein binding; protein kinase activity
Source: RefSeq, a predicted model, not a curated record
GGUGCUAAAACCAAAGGAUUGAGAAGAUGAUGUUGGAGUGAGCAAAGGGGCCCCGCGCAGCUACUGAUUGAAGAAAAGGUCAUCUAUGGCGGGACAGUGUAUGGUCGAUUAAAAGCAUACCUAUGUUUCAAUUUUCUACAUCAGUGCACAAGGUGUAAAUAUUUUUAUUUAUAUAUGGUACUCCAUUAUACAUGUCUCCUGAAUUAGUGGAGGAGAAAAAUUGUCUUUAUUAGCACGGCAACGAAAGGCGAAGGGUGAAGAAGAUUUAGAACAGCGUCAUAAAUUACUUCGGGGGGAAAAGCCUGAGACGAUGAGUGAUAGGGGCAGCGUAGGCUCCCGUAUAUAUGCCAGGUACAUGAAGUUCUUGCCAAAUACCAUAACAAACCUUUUGCCAGAGAAACGCGAUUUAUGUUUGUUUUGCCUGCUGCCCUAUGCAUCUGGAUCUGCACUGUCUGUGAGGGUUGGAAGGAGUUUUUGAACAGAUAAUUUAGAUAAGCACACAUAUAUGUGAUUAGCAAAGAUACAUAAUGCCAAAUGGUGAGGAGUAUCAUGUUCUGGAGCUUAUUGGCGAAGGUUCAUUUGGCAAAGUUUACAAAGGAAGAAAAAAGUACACAGGCCAGGUUGUUGCAAUGAAGUUCAUUCCAAAGAGCAAUCGUACAGAGAAAGAGUUACGUAAUUUACAACGUGAAAUUGAAAUUAUGAGAAAUUUGAAACAUAAAAAUAUUGUCUCCAUGUUGGAUUCAUUUGAAACCGAAAGAGAGGUUUGUGUAGUUAUUGAAUAUGCUGAAGGUGAAUUAUUUCAAGUACUUGAGGAUGAUCAGAGACUUCCAGAAAAUCAAGUGCAAAAAAUUGCCGCUCAGUUGUGUGAAGCAUUGUAUUAUCUUCAUUCUCACAGGAUUUUACAUCGAGACAUGAAGCCACAAAAUAUUUUAUUAACGAAAGGAGGAAAUGUCAAACUCUGUGAUUUUGGAUUUGCACGUGCAAUGAGUUUUCAAACAUUAGUCCUGACAUCAAUAAAGGGUACUCCAUUAUAUAUGUCUCCUGAAUUAGUGGAGGAGAAACCAUACGACCACACAUCUGAUUUAUGGUCUUUAGGUUGUAUAUUGUAUGAAUUGUUUGUUGGCAGUCCACCGUUUUAUACAAACAGUAUUUUUCAAUUGGUCAGCUUAAUACGCAAGGACCCAAUAAAAUGGCCUGAUGACAUUAAAUCAGACUUCAAGAGUUUCUUGCAAGGUUUGUUGACAAAAGAUCCUCGCCAAAGAUUGUCCUGGCCAAAGUUACUUUAUCAUCCAUUCAUUAAAGAUUUAAUUAACUUUGACUCCAUAGAUCAAGACAUGUCAAAGUCGAAAUUUUUUGAUGACAAGCAUGCAGUAAAUGCUGCACGAGAAAAAAAGCAACAGGAGAAAGGUAAAGGACCGAGCUGGAUCGACCGAUUGCACAAACAUCAGAAAUCAAAAAAUAAUGAAAAAACAAAUGAACAAAACAAAAACAUACCAACGAAAGAUUCAAGUAAAACACAAAUGUCAUCAAAAGAAAGGUUGAAAAAUCGAAUUGCUUCAAAAACUUCUGUGGAACAAACUGAAGUUCAGUUAAUGGAGGCUUCUCUAUCCUCUGAUGGUGGCAGUCAGAUUUCUGCAGAUUUCAACAGGGAAGCAGAACUGGACAGACGAAUAGCUGAAGGUAGUGACCGUAAGACUGAUGCUUCAAUAUCAAAGAAAGAGGAAGAUGAUGUUGACAGUGAUGACGAAUGGAAUACAUUGCUUGAUCAAACAGACGAAUUUAAAUCAUCCUCAAAUAAUUGUGACAUCGAAUCGAUAAUGCAAUCGCAUGAACUUCCCUUACAAUUUCAACAAGGCUUAGACACCUCGAUCAAAAAUGUACUCGGAGGAUUAAUGGAAGGGGGAUCAAGACUGCGUUUGUUGUUGAAAAUAUUAAGAAAUUGCUUAGAAGCAAGCGCUAGUAGUGACAUUAAGGUCAAGCUUCUUGACUCAAUUAAUUUUUUUGAUGAUAUACCAAACUAUACACAUCAACUCUUGAGCAAUCAGGACAACUCGGAAGCUUGGUUUACGUCGUGCGUAAUUGACGUUUUGAAUUUGCUACCCAUCGUAAUCAAUGUGAUAACAGGUCUGAACAAGAGAUUUUUCCCAAAGCUUGUUAAACUGUUUCAAUCUUGGAAGUCCUGCAUGGCGUAUCCAUAUGAUAAGCACCACAAAGUUAAAACGCCCUAUUUAAAAUGCAUGCUGGGUAUUCUCGUUGCUGCGGGCAAACAAAAAACGAACUUGACAACAAUAAUGGACUCUCUUCUUAUCGAGGAUAUAUUGUCAUCAGGAAAAAUACUACAAAAGAUACAACCGUUGCUACAAAUAUUUUACGAGAUAAUACACCAAUUAAUAGAGCUUCAUUUAAAUUUUAAAAGCAUACUUUUAGACCACAUUGACAAUGGUUCACAGCUAUGGAUUCUAAAUUUAAUAGUAAAAGAUCUAACUCGAAAAGUAAAUCUUCAGUCUGUUCUAAGAAUACUAGCACAACUUUGCGAAUCGGAGAAAGUCUUGGAACAAGUUGUUAAUCACUGUUCACACAUACAAUCAUUAUUAUUGACAGCUACUGACCCUUCUAUGAAAGCAUCCUUGUAUGACCUAUGUAUUUACUUGAUGAAUUCAUGUGAUGUGCAAUUUGACAGUUUCUCAUCCAACUCGUUAGAGUGCGAUUAUCUUCAAGCUGAUAAAAACACAAAGUUGUCAUUACUGCUUCUUAUCACCAUGCAUAACAUCAAAUUUCAAAAUGAUAACCAGUUUAAGCUGAGUCAGCAGUUUCUUGAUGAUGUAUCAUCCACAGUUAUCAACUCCGACAUUAUAAAGAAAACUCCAUUGAAUCAUGGGAAAUAUGAUAGCAUUGUUUUUCUAUAUUUUCGUGUUUGCAGGGAUGAGCCCAAACAUUUUUAUAUUGAGAAAUUAUGUUCAAUAUUAUUCUGUUGCUUCAAUAAUUCCGAGGGCAUGGCAGGUUAUAAUCCUGAUAUUUUGUCGUGCAAUGGAGUCUCAUGCUUAAUUCACGUGGUAAACGACAUGUUAACCCGCUCUUCAAAUAAUUUAGGUCAAAAUCUUUCCGAAGACGAUCUGCCAAAACUUUUUUCUAUUUUUGGUCUGCUCAUACAGAAAGAAACUCGCCAAUCUCUGUUUGUUAAAUAUAAAACUAACAACCAAGUCAUCAAUUACACUAAAAUGAUAAACUUGGAAGAUACUCUUGUUCGACUGCUGUGUUUGCCUUUGGCUGUAGAAAUGGACCAGUCGCUAUCGUAUGAAAUUCUUUGCUCGUUUUACCAAACAGAUGUUUCGCUAUCUCUGAUGUUAUUGACAAACUCACAAAAAAAUGAUAUUAAUACGGUUGUGGGUUUGAUUGCUCACUUGGUUCUAACUGAUGAUAUGUUUGUAUCUCAGUUCAAUACCAUGUUGGCCGAUCAAGACAAAAUGGAUUUAUUCAAGAAACUUAUGAUUGAUCAACAGAACACAGUGGUUUUAUGUGACUCGCUUGCACUGGUAAAUCACUUGGCAAGAUACUCACCAGAUUCUGCGUGUGCAGUUUUAAAGUUGUUUGCAGAAGAUCAGUCGGAUCUCUAUCAUAUUAUUGAAAGUUCAAAUCCUUGCGUUGCCACACGAGCUUGCAUGCUUCUUGGUAACAUAUCACGUCACACCAGUUCUCUUUAUGCAACCAUAGCCAGGCAUAAAAUCAUCCCGAUUUUAACUGACAAAGUUCAAAGUGAUGAUGUUGCAUUGCGCAAGGCAUGCAGCUUCUUGUUGGGUAAUCUGGCAUACCACAACGCCAAUUUAUAUCAGCCUCUGUCCAUUGCUAUACCUAUCCUGGUUCAUCUUCUUAACGAUAAUGUCAACAAAGUGAGAGCAAAUGUUGCCAGUGCUUUGGGUAACAUGGUUCGGCAUUCCCCUGUUUUGUUUCCAACAUUGAUCGAACAUAAAGUACCACUGCGUUUACUCGACGUGGCAUGUAAUGACAGCGAUGCAGGAGUUCAAGAUGUUGCAUUGUGGGCAUUAAGAUUGUAUUUCCGAAACUCUCUAUGUAACAAGAUGCUUGUAACAGCUGACAUUGAAGGUAAACUUGCUAGCUUGUUGUCGAGCAGUGUAAACUUGUCACGAAUGUCAUCAAUACACAGCACUAUAAGUGUGUCAGCUAGUCGUCAUUGUCAGAAAUUGUUGAGUAAAAUUCCUAAUCAAAAAUAAUGGUGAAUCGGAGUUUAUCUAUACGAAAAGAGGACUGCUUUCCGUUUAAUCAUCUAGUAUCGAGGAAGGCCCUAUAUAUUGGAUUAUGGAGUGUCAUCAGAAAAUGAAGCUGUAGUUUUUUUUAUUUUCACUUUGUUUUUGUUUUGAAGUAAAAAAAUUAAAGUUAUAAAGUUAAA